AUGAAGGAUGAGGCGGAAGCGGUAGAGGAAGGACCCAAGGUCUCCUUGCCCUGGGCGUUUAUCGAUUGUGAGAUCGACAGCUUGAUCGAGCUGGUCGCUCAUAUGCUAAACAAGCUAUUGGAGCACAACGACCAAGUCGUACUCACCCCCUCGGCGUUGACCCGGUUCCACUCGAGAGCUCCUCCAGGCAUCAGCGUUUUGGAUUAUCUUAAACGGAUCGUCAAGUAUACCAACCUCGAAAAACUCCCCCUCCUCUCCCUCUUAGCCUACAUAGACAUCACAUGCACCAACCUUCCCACUUUCACUCUAUCCUCCCUGACCGUCCACCGGUUCGUCAUCUCGGGGAUAACAGCCGGUUCAAAAGCCCUCUGCGACGUCUUCUGUACCAACGUCCAUUAUGCCAAAGUAGGCGGGAUCAGGGUGGGAGAGUUGAACGCGCUCGAGAGGGAGUUUUUAAGGGUGACGGAUUGGGACUUGUGUGUACCGGCAGAGUUGAUCCAGCAAUACUACUCGUCCUUGAUCCGUAGUCACGGAGGAUUUGUACAAUCGGGUCCACCGGAAAAGAGCCCGUUCACCGUCUUCCCGCUCGAAGGACCCGUCAAGAAUAGGCCAGCGAAACGGGACUCGGGGGAUGAGAAUCGAGCUAGUGGGAGCGGUAGUAGCAGUGGAAAGGACGAAGCAGAUGAUGAGGGGGGCGAGGGAAUGGAGGUGGAUAUGGUCAAGGAUGAGAUCCGGGUCAGGUCGGGUGAAACGGGCAAGACCGAGAAAGAGGUGGAAAGCCUCUUGAAAGAGGUUUUGAGGGGUAAGGAGCGCUGUUUCUACUACGGGUGCCCUUCGGGUGAGGCUGAUAUCCUUGAUCGGCUGCACAGCGGAUCCGAGUAG
Messenger RNA from Filobasidium floriforme, 882 nucleotides. Its product is annotated as cyclin-domain-containing protein. Gene Ontology annotation, biological process: regulation of cyclin-dependent protein serine/threonine kinase activity. The coding region runs from base 1 to 882 and encodes 293 amino acids. Gene Ontology annotation, cellular component: cyclin-dependent protein kinase holoenzyme complex; nucleus. The record is from RefSeq and is a predicted model, not a curated record. Lineage: Eukaryota; Fungi; Basidiomycota; Tremellomycetes; Filobasidiales; Filobasidiaceae. The transcript has 4 exons. Gene Ontology annotation, molecular function: protein kinase binding; cyclin-dependent protein serine/threonine kinase regulator activity.